This is a messenger RNA of Chaetomium globosum CBS 148.51, 1020 nucleotides long. RefSeq lists its product as uncharacterized. The transcript is spliced from 2 exons. The coding region runs from base 1 to 1020 and encodes 339 amino acids. NCBI's taxonomy places the organism in Eukaryota, Fungi, Ascomycota, Sordariomycetes, Sordariales, Chaetomiaceae. The record is from RefSeq and is a predicted model, not a curated record.
AUGUCGACCACCACCACCACCUCCACCACCACCCUUCCUCCCUCCUACCCCGUCCAAGUCCACCACUACCCCUCCGCCACCAACCCCAACCGCCUCGUCCAAACCUACGAACACCUCCCCUCCCCCAACUCCCCAAACCAAACCCAACCCCAAAACGCCCUCAUCUUCAUCGGCGGCCUCGGCGACGGGCCCCACACCAUCCCCUACCCGCGCCAUCUCGCCGCCCACCUGCUCACCACGCCCGCCCUGCCCGACACCGAUCGCUACGCCGUGUUCGAGGCGCGGCUGAGCAGCGCGUUCGCGGGGUUCGGCACGGCCUCGCUCGCGCAGGACGCGCGCGAGCUGGCGGGGUUGGUGCGCUACCUGCGCGGUGGUUGUGGUUCUUCUGGUUCUGGGGGUGGUGGUGGUGGUGGGAGGGGGAUGCGGAGGGUGGUGUUGAUGGGGCAUAGUACGGGGUGUCAGGACUGUUUGGCGUACGCGGGUGCGUUGAGGGAUGGGGGGGAGGGGUGGGAGGGGGUGGAGGUGGAUGGGCUCAUCUUGCAGGGGCCGGUGUCGGAUCGGGAGGCCAUUGGGGAUGGGGGGAGGAUGAGGGGGAAGGUGAAGGCGUCGUUGGAGGUGGCGGGGAGGUUGGUCAGGGAGGGGAAGGGGGAUGUGGUUAUGGAUCGGGAGGUGAUGCCCAAGGGGUGGAGGGAUGGGCCGGUGACGGCGUAUCGGUGGGCUUCGCUGGCGGGAGUUGGAGGCGACGAUGAUUACUUCUCGUCGGACCUGCCAGACAGCAAACUAGCGGAGAUCUGGGGCAAGCUGGAGCAGCCGGUGCUCAUUGUGCCCUCCGAGAAGGACGAAUGGGUGCCCGCCGAGAUUGACGUCAUGGGACUCGUCAAGAAAUGGAAAAGCUUCUGCAGGCCCGGUAUUGCCAGCGAGCUCAGCGGGCUCAUUCCAGGCGCGAAUCACCGUGUGGACAACGACGCCGGACAGGAGUGGCUCGCGGAUCGGGUGGCCCGGUUCUUGGCUGGGCUUUGA